Coregonus clupeaformis (lake whitefish) is the source of this 1863-nucleotide messenger RNA. RefSeq lists its product as uncharacterized. Gene Ontology annotation, molecular function: NAD+ poly-ADP-ribosyltransferase activity. Gene Ontology annotation, cellular component: cytoplasm. The coding region runs from base 574 to 1563 and encodes 329 amino acids. NCBI's taxonomy places the organism in Eukaryota, Metazoa, Chordata, Actinopteri, Salmoniformes, Salmonidae. The record is from RefSeq and is a predicted model, not a curated record. The transcript is spliced from 4 exons.
AUUUUCUCUUGUUAAAAUGUAAUGUAAAUAAGUGUGUGCAUUUCACAUUUUUCAAAAUGUAACGAGUACUUUGGGUUGUCAGGGAACAUUUAUGGAGGAAAAAUGACAAUAUUUUCUUUAGGAAUGUAGUGAAGUAAAAGUAAUCAAAAAUAUAAAUAGUAAAGUGAAGUACAGAUCCCCCAAAAAACUACUUAAGUAGUACUUUCAAGUAUUUUUAUUAAGUACUUUACCCCACUGGCUGACGUGAGAGUUAUAGAUCCUUACAGAUGCUACUACUGAUUAAGAUGCUAACACAUUACUCAUGCUGAUUAUUGAGUGAUAAAUGAAGACCCUAAGAACAUCAACUUGCCAAUGGUGCAAUAACAAAACUAUUGAAAGUAAGACGUAUCAUGUGUUUAUGUCCCCAUUAGAUUAGGCUUCUUAUCUGAGUGGGCGUGGUUGCUUUUCACUAGAUAUUUGAUAGGAUGCUGCUAAACUGUAGGGACAAGACUAGAGACCAGGAAAUGAAACCUAAAUAGGCAUGAUUGACCUGAAGUCAGGAAUUGAAACCUAAGCGCCAGGUUUCCUAAGCAUAUGGGGUAUUCCUGCAUUUAUCUGGCAGCAGCAGCUAAUUUCAGCAGAAGCGUAUUCAACUACAGUUUGGUUACUAUGGAUGUUAACCCUGACUCCCCAUACUACAUCAACUUGCUUGACAGCAAGACUCAUCCUGAAGAUCACAGAGAAUAUGUGAUGUUUCAUGGCUGCUCAAAAGAGGGCGCAGAGUUAAUUAAGAGGGAUGGCUUCAAACCAUCAAGUGCAGAUAGAAUGCUUGGAGCUGGUGUUUAUGUUUCUCGGGACAUCCGAAAAGCCAGUAAAUACCCUCUUGGUGUUCCCGACUCUGAGAAAAGAGUACUAAAAGUCAGAGUGGAUGUAGGGAAGGUUAAGAUCAUAGACAAGCAGGGUCACCCCAUGCAGAAGACAUGGCACACUGUGCAUGGCUUUGACACUGCCUGGGUUCCUCCUAAUGUUGGCAUUGUACUGUGUAACCUGGAGGAGGACUGUGUCUACGACCCAAAGAGAAUCAAAGUAAUCGAGGUCAUGAAGGUUACUGAAGAUAACUUAUCUCAAUAUGAUCAUCUUCAGAGUGGAGUCACCCCUGAGGACAGCCACGUCUACGUGAUGUAUCAUGGAACAUCAAAACAGAUUGCUGUGGAAAUACAGAGAAAUGGCUUCAAACCAUCCAGAGAUGGUAUGCUUGGUGCCGGUGUCUACCUCAGUCGAGACAUCCGAAAAGUCAUUAGAUACCCCCUCAACAUUCCUGACUCUGAUAGGAUGGUUCUGAAAGUAAAGGUGGAUGUAGGCAGGGUUAAGGUGAUAAACAGGCAGAGACACCCCAUGCAGAAGACCUGGCACACUGAGCAUGGUUUUGACACUGCCUGGGUUCCACCUGGAGUUGGCAUGGUGCCGAGCAACCAAGAGGAGGACUGUGUUUUCGACCCAAAGAGAAUCAAAGUGUUGGCAAUGCUGAAAGUGCCCAACUUAAAAAUUGUAAACCCAUGGUUGAACAAUCCACUGCAAAACUGAUGGCGUUCUGCAUUCAGAGGGAGCAUCUAGCAUCAACUCAUGGUCAUCAGAAGAGGAUGGUUCGAAUCAGACGGUCCCGCAUGAUGUAGUUCGUCGGAAGAAGAAGCUAUAUUUCGCAAUAGGCCUACCGAUGUUUUGACAUGGCAAUCUAUAUGCAAUCAAUCAUAUAACCUUAUCAUAUCAAAUAUUUUUUAAAUACAAUAAAUAAUAUUUACUUGAUGUCAAUAAUACAUGUGUAUCAAUGAUCAUACGUUGUUUUAUAAAAAUGAUUUUCUUCCUAUAAUAAAUCUAUAAAAGUUC